Molecule: messenger RNA, 1231 nt
Organism: Adelges cooleyi (spruce gall adelgid)
Lineage: Eukaryota; Metazoa; Arthropoda; Insecta; Hemiptera; Adelgidae
Product: protein C10
Exons: 3
Coding region: 238-594 (118 amino acids)
Biological process (GO): post-embryonic development
Source: RefSeq, a predicted model, not a curated record
GUCAUAUUUUUCAAAUUGCAAACACACGUUUUGAAGUUUAAACUUUAAUAUAUUAUUCUUUAAUUUGAUUUACACUGACCUAAACCGAUUUAAACAUAACUUUGUUUCUACAUUUCCUAUCGUUAGACUAAAAAAACAAAACUACAUAAUAUACUGCAGUAGCCAUCUGUAUAAUAUCUACACUCAUUGUAGAUUUACAUAAUAUUGUUAUUUUUUAUUUAAAAUCAAAUCACAAAUAUGACUGCGGCAUCGUUUCAGUUGGACUCGAACACUAUUAGAGUAAUACUAACAGAGGUAUUGGAAUCGCUGGGUAAUUGCGAAAAUGCCAACAACUUGGCCGAUGCAAAAUCCAAAGCGGGCAACGAUAUGCUAAAGGUUAUACAGUAUGUAUAUCCAAUCGUCGUUUCCAUUCAGAUGAAUGUGUUAAAAAAAUACGGACUGCCAGAAGGUCGAGAAGGUAUAAUCACGUUCACCAGAAGUGUCGUCGCGUUCGAAAAAGACGACAGAGUUGUGGCCGAUUUACACCGCCAGAUACGAUCGUUCUACUUGCCGCCAGUCAACGUCUCUACAAGCGCUGUUACAUCGCACGUUUGAACGUACUGCAUAUGAAAAAUGCCGUCUCGACAAAAUAAGAAACGCUGCUGUUCAAUUUUUUACUAACUUUAUUUUGUGUUACUUAAUUCCUAAUCGGUCCAAGCCAUGAGACUUAAUACGUUUUUAUAUUUUAUUAUUACUUAUUUGUAAAUAAUGUCUAGUCUAGUUAAGUUAAAUUUCCAUAAUACUAUAUUUUCACUAUUGGGAGACACGCUUUUCUAGACAUUUUUAAGAAUUUAUUAGAUAAGUUAUAACAUUAGGAUUUUUUUUUUCUCACUAAUAUUUGUUCAUCAAAUUAUAUGUUUUUUUUCUCCAAUAUUUUUGUACAAUACAUUUUUUUUUUUGUAUGAAUUUUAUUUACUCGUUAAUUAUAGUAAAUAUAUAAUUUCAAUUUUUUUUGUAAACUGCAACAUUCGACUAAGAUUUUGACUGUAAAUGAAUUCAUAGAAUACUAUCGAUUUAUAAACUACUUACGAUCAAUGGGGAAAUGUUAAUUUUCAUUUUUGGUAACGAGUGCAAAUAUGAAGAAGAAAAGGGACUAAAUUGUUUUAAAUUAUCGGGUAAUUAAAUAAAAGUUGUUCCCCAACCUUUCUUACACACUAAAUGAUGUUAUUUUAAUUAAACAGCUUUUCUCGAA